UCCUACAAAACCGAGCCCCGAAUCCUCUCCAGGCUGCCCCCACCAUGAAACCCAGUUCUUUCUCAGCCAGAACUCUCAGCUCCCCGCUCGCCAGCACCUGAGCAUCCCCGCCCCGGCCGUCGUUUGAUUCCUAGGGGUCCCAUUGGCUCCUUCCCUGACCGCGAGCUGGGGGCGGAGCCGGCCGGCCGAUGGCUGGGAGCCCGGCUGGGAGCUUGCUGGGCGACAGUGGGUUCCAGAAGCGCCGCGGCCUGGUUGGGCGGCUGGCAUGGCCGCGUGCUGGUGAGAGUGGAGUGAGCGAGGGGCCGGCUGCCACCAUGCCCCGGGGUGUGGGCACCGCCCAGCUCUGUGUGCUGGUGCUCGCCUUGCAGGGUUGGACCAGAAGAGGAAGUGGGGACGGCAGCCCUCAGCUACAGCAUGAACUAAUAAUACCUCAGUGGAAGACUGCAGAAAGCCCCGUGAGAGAAAAGCAUCCACUCAAGGCUGAGCUCAGGGUGAUGGCUGAGGGGCGAGAACUGAUCCUGGACCUGGAGAAGAAUGAGCACCUUUUUGCUCCAGCCUACACAGAAACCCAUUACACUCCAAGUGGCAACCCUCGAACCACCACCCUGAAAUCCGAGGACCACUGUUUUUACCACGGGACGGUGAGGAAGGCGGAAGAGUCCAGUGUCACGCUCAGCACCUGCCGGGGAAUGAGAGGACUGAUUACGGUGAGCAAUAACCUCAGCUACAUUAUCGAGCCUCUUCCUGGCAGCGAGGGCCACCACCUUAUUUACAGAUCUGAACAUCUCAAGCUGCCCCUCGGGAACUGUGGGUUCCAGCACCCCAAGCCCACAGCCAAGGAUUGGGCCCUUCAGUUUACGAACCAGACCAAGAAACGACCUCGCAGGAUGAAAAGGGAAGAUUUACACUCCAUGAAGUAUGUGGAGCUUUACCUUGUGGCUGAUUAUGCAGAGUUUCAGAAGAAUCGACGAGACCAGGACGCCACCAAACACAAGCUCAUGGAGAUCGCCAAUUACGUUGAUAAGUUUUACCGAUCCUUGAAUAUCCGGAUUGCACUGGUGGGCUUGGAAGUGUGGACUCACGGGAAUAUGUGUGAAGUCUCAGAGAAUCCAUACUCUACCCUCUGGUCAUUUCUUAGCUGGAGGCGCAAGCUGCUCACCCAGAAGAACCACGACAACGCACAGUUAAUCACGGGCAUGUCCUUCCACGGCACCACCAUCGGCCUGGCCCCCCUCAUGGCCAUGUGCUCCGUGUACCAGUCUGGAGGCGUCAACAUGGACCACUCUGAGAAUGCCGUUGGCGUGGCUGCCACCAUGGCUCACGAGAUGGGCCACAACUUCGGCAUGAGCCAUGAUUCUGCAGACUGCUGCUCAGCCAGCGCUGCUGAUGGUGGGUGCAUCAUGGCAGCUGCCACUGGGCACCCCUUUCCCAGAGUGUUCAAUAGAUGCAACAGGAGGGAGCUGGACAGAUAUCUGCAGUCAGGUGGUGGGAUGUGUCUCUCCAACAUGCCGGACACCAGGACACUGUAUGGUGGCCGAAGAUGUGGAAAUGGGUACUUGGAAGAUGGGGAAGAGUGUGACUGUGGGGAGGAAGAGGAGUGUGACAACCCCUGCUGCAAUGCCUCUAAUUGCACGCUGAGAGAGGGGGCAGAGUGUGCCCACGGUUCCUGCUGUCACCGGUGUAAGCUGCUGGCCCCUGGCACACUGUGCCGUGAGCAGGCGCGACAGUGCGACCUCCCGGAGUUCUGCACGGGCAAGUCCCCCCACUGCCCCACCAACUUCUACCAGAUGGAUGGCACCCCCUGCGAGGGUGGCCAGGCCUACUGCUACAAUGGCAUGUGCCUCACCUACCAGGAGCAGUGCCAGCAGCUGUGGGGUCCUGGAGCCCGGCCUGCUCCUGAUCUCUGCUUCGAGAAGGUGAAUGUGGCAGGGGACACCUUUGGAAACUGUGGGAAGGACCUGAAUGGGGAACACAAGAAGUGCAACAUGAGAGAUGCCAAGUGUGGGAAGAUCCAGUGUCAGAGUUCCGAGGCCCGGCCCCUGGAGUCCAAUGCAGUGCCCAUCGACACCACCAUCAUCAUGAACGGGAGGCAGAUCCGAUGUCGGGGCACCCAUGUCUACCGAGGGCCCGAGGAGGAGGGUGACAUGCUGGACCCCGGCCUGGUGAUGACGGGGACCAAGUGCGGCUAUAACCACAUUUGCUUCGAGGGGCAAUGCAGGAACACUUCCUUCUUUGAAACAGAAGGCUGUGGGAAGAAGUGCAAUGGCCAUGGGGUCUGCAACAACAACCAGAACUGCCACUGCUUCCGGGGCUGGGCCCCGCCCUUCUGUAACACCCCGGGCCAAGGGGGCAGCAUCGACAGUGGGCCUAUGCCCACAGAGGGUGCUGGUCCUGUGGUGGCGGGAGUGUUUUCGGCCAUCUUUGUGCUGGCGGUCCUUGUGCUGAUGUACCACUGCUAUAAACAGAAAAACAAACUGGGCUACCUCAAGCCCUUAGCCCUCCCUUCCACACUGAGGCAGCAGUUCAGCUGUCCCUUCAGGGUGUCUCACAACAGUGGAACUGGCCACGCCAACCCAACAUUCAAGUUGCAGACGCCCCAGGGCAAGCGAAAGGUGACCAACACCCCUGAAACCCUACGGAAGCCCUCCCAGCCUCCUCCCCGGCCUCCUCCGGACUACCUGCAUGGUGGGUCCCCACCUGUGCCAUUGCCAGCGCACCUCAGCAGGGCUGCUAGGAACUCUCCAGGGGCCGGAUCUCCAGUAGAGAGGAAAGAAUCAUCCAGGAGGCCUCCCCCAACCCGGCCAGCACCCCCAGCACCCAAGUGUGUACUCUCCCAGGAUUUCUCCAGGCCUCGGCCACCCCAGAAGGCACUCCCGGCUAACCCUGUGCCAGGCCGCAAGAACCUCCCCAGGCCAGGUGGCCCCUCUGUACUGCAGCCCACUGCAUCCAGCCCUCAGCAGACCCAGCCCCUGCCAGCACCUGCCCUAAAGUUUCCUGAGUACAGAUCACAGAGGGCUAUGGGGAUGACUAGCUCGAAAAUCUAGGUCCAUCUAAAGGGGCUUCUCCCUUCCCUUGAGGACUCUGACCACCACGGAGGAUCUGUGGCCACCGAAUCUGGAAGAAGCAUGUCUGGCCUCCUCCGAGCUCCUCCUCCUUUGCCCCCCUCCUCCGGAACCACCGCAUCUCCGAAAAUCUCCUUCUUGACUCAGGGCCUCCUCAGAGCCCCAGAGUGACUGCUGUUCAGUGGCAUCCAAGUGUUGUUUUGUGCAAUAUUCAGCCCCAGGUAGGGAAGGGAGAGCGGAAGAGGAUGAACAGCUGCGUCUCCCUCAUCCGCCCCUCAGCUGGUCCCUACCCCCAGAGGUGCCGGUCAGGCUGGUGCCGGCUAUCUGAGCCCAGCUGUGAAAAGGCCAUCUAGCCCUUCAGGCUAGGACUCAGCUUGGAGAAGUCAUCCAUCCACGUCCUAUGGUGGAGGGUACGCAUGAGAGCUUUUCCCUGUGCUUCUGUCUUUCUCCAAGGUCCCAGGCUGGGCAGAGGCUGGGCACUUAGCAUCCCUCUUAGCUCUGAGAUCAAGAGGGGUCACUCCAGCCACAGCUGUAGCCCCACCCAGGGCUUGGUUGAGGUCACAGCUCCUGGCUCUGUGGCUCCAUGUGAGCAAGUCACGUCCCCUCCUCGUCCCCCAGCCCCCACUGAAACCCCCACAUCCCCUUAUUCCCAUGGGUCACUCUGACUCAGACAGGUACUAUUUGUAGGCAGUGUAGACAGCAGGGGGAGCGCAGCUGGGGCCCCCUCUGAGCCGUCAAGCCAAAGGUUGUGACUCUGCUCACCAUCAUUCUUGCUUGCUCUUUGUUUUCUCUUCUGUACUUUCCAAGUGCCUCGUGAUUUUGGUUUCUCCUUCCCCGCUCAGACCCUCCUUCUAAGUGGUGCUGUGAGUGGGUGCCCAGCAGUCCCGACCUCCUGGGACCUGGUGCUGUGCCCUGCAAGCCAGGGCCCUGCCUAAGGCUUGGCUACGGGAUAUCCAAUGUUGCUUCUCAAGAGUGUUGACCGGAGUAGACGCAGGCCCUGGUUGUGGGAUCGUAGCUGGACUUCCCAUGGUGUGCUAUGACCUCAGCAGAGUGUGGGUCCUCCUUUGACUCCCUGACCUAAAUCUGAGUAAGGUCCUCAGGGAUGGCAGCGGGUGCAGAGAUGGGGGCGGACAUCCUCAGAACCGCAGCCUGUCCCUGGCCUGGUCACAGACUUGAGGCAGGGCCAUUGUCCUCCAAGCAGAGAGCAGGCCUGCCUCGAGAGAUCCCUAGAGAACUGGCAGUCAGCAGCCCUGAUGGGGUGGAGUUGUGCUAGGCCAACCAUCGUCUGCUAAUCCCCUUCCUUGUGUUUCUCCCUCCAGCCCUGUCUUCCCUGCAGCAGGGUGGAGGGCUGUGCGGUGCUCUGCUACAUGGGAAGAUUUUCAGAGUCCCCGGAUACGUUCCGUGGGCUGUCUCCCACCUCCAGAAAGGUGCUGGGCAGCUGGGACCUCCCCGCCUCCUGCAGUGAACAGAUGUUUGCUCUUGAAAACCUCAGUGUAGGGAAGAGGCUUGAGUUUUCACCCCCAGCCACUACCCCAGGGCCCCCUUAUAGUUUAUUGUACACAAUCGGUGCUCAUGUUCUUGGGUUUGUAAACAAGUGGGAGAUUUAGGCUGUGCACUUGCAGACACACUUGGAUUGGAUUUAGAAAGAGCUCAGGAAAAUGAAGUUCUCUUCCCUCAGGGAGCCUGGUCGUUGUGAUAUUGGUGAUUUCAUGCCCAUCUCACCGGUAAAGGCUCUGGUUGCUCCCUGCAGCCAGUGUCCAUGGUCCUUGCUGCCUGAGUAGGUGAGGGGAAGGCCUUCCCUUUAAGCGUGCUACUCUGCCCCAGGCCUCCAGAAAAUUAGAGGUCAAAACACCUGCCCCCUCAAACCACCCUUCAACCCAAUCCUGUGCCUCACCGAGGUUCCUAUGGCAUGUCCAGCAUGUCUUCCCGACAUCAGAAGGUAGAAGGCUCGGAGUGAAAAUGCCACAGCUACUGUGAUUGCAUGAGCCUUUUGAAUCUGAAAUCCACCCUCCCUAGAAUCAUACCGGAAAGAGACAUGGGUCAUUGCUUUCUUGUUUUUUUGUUUUUGUUUUCCAUUACUUUAAUACCACCUCCAAACCAUAAAAAUUGUACUGUGAACUGGAAGAUAGCUGAAUUUUUAAAAUAUGAUGAGACUUUUGGCAACUGGUUCUGUUUACUGUUUCACUCCUGGCCCUAUUCAGGAGCUGGGCAUCACCAUUCUGGCAGGCCAGGGAGGCCACCCCCGUGGGCAAAACCGGCUCUUAGGCCCUCUUUUCCCUCCUGGGUCCAUGUGCUGCUUUGAGGUAACAAAAACAAACUUAAGGAAGGAGGGACUUUAUUCAAAAGUAUUACUGCAAGGCCAGGGAAGAGAGUGUUGUGAUGGGGCAGCGGGCUACUGCAUUAGCGGAAUGCUCAGGCCAGCUGAACUGAUGCAAGCUCUGUAAGCAUUCCAAAGCUCAGGAGGAGGAGGCCUUUGAUUGGAAGGAGUGAAUGUGGUUGGAAGGAAGCGCAGUCAGGGACUUUUUGUGCUCUGCCUUUGUGGAAGGGGCUGUGUGCUGGCUCUCAGGGUGGGUCCACGCUCAGCCUUUGGUGGGCAGCGAGGGAGCUUCACUGAGGCUCGGUGGAAUGAGUUAACCGGCCCUCCACCCAGCCAGUUCAGAUGGAGACUAUGUUCAUCUUUUUAGAAGUUAACUUGGCCUCCCGCUGGUUUUUCAACCAUGGGUGUUUUUAGGGUAUUUUUUGGUUUGUAAGGCCAUACCCACAGCAUAUGGAAGUUCCCAGGUCAGGGGUCAAAUCGAGCCAUAGCCACUGGCCACAGCCACAGCCCCACAAGAUCCGAGCUGUGUCUGAGACCUACACCAUAGCUCAUGGCAAUGCUGGAUCCUUUAACUCAAGGCCAGGGAUCGAACCCGCAUCCUCAUGGAUUCUAGUCGGGUUUGUUACUGCUGAGCCACGAGGGGAACUCCCUUGGUGUGUUUUUCUGAAGCGCCCAGGAGGCAUCUCUGGAUUGCAAACCUCCAGGGAGUUCGCCCCCUGUCUCAGUGGGAGUUUGAGCCCAGGCACCAGCUCCAGUGGUAAUUCCCUGCUUGCCGGAGCUUCCUUUUAGCCUCGCUUUCUUCUCCCUGUAAAAGAAAAGCCCUUUCUGCCCCAGCUCUGAGAGCUUGCAGAUAUCUUGGUGUCUCAUUGUAGAGCUUACCAUGAGGGAGUUGCCCCUCCCCUCCUGCCACAGCCACUUGUCAUCUCUUGCAAUAAUCUUUUUGAACAAAGCCUUCCCUUAGCUGUGUCGGAAUUUAUUCUCAUUUGGCAAGAAGGUAUGGAAGACUUGCAUAUUUUAAAGUGGGGACCAGGUCUAAUGCCAGUGAUGGUGUUGAACGUGUGUACAACAGCUCUGCUGGACACCCAAGAGCAUGCCAACUGGAAAGGUGCCCUGUCCCUAGGGAGCCCCGCAAAGGAGAGGUUCUGCAGAAUCCAAGCCAAGCGCCCCCAAAGUCACCCUUCCCCACAUCCUCUCUUCCCAUCCACUGUGUGUACAGACGUACAUGUCUGGGAUCCAUGGCAAUGUGAAUUUUUAUUUGGGAGAUUGUUCACGGAAAACAGACCCUCUUUUCUCUCGUCCACCUAUUAAUUGUUUACAAUAUUUGUAUAUCUAUGCAAAAUACUUGAAUGGGCCAUGGUGCCUUUUUUCCUUGUUUGUAUUUAAUUAAAUUGUCGUUUGAAAUGUU
This is a messenger RNA of Phacochoerus africanus (Common warthog), 6784 nucleotides long. It is a transcript of the gene ADAM19, whose product is annotated as ADAM metallopeptidase domain 19. Gene Ontology annotation, molecular function: metalloendopeptidase activity. NCBI's taxonomy places the organism in Eukaryota, Metazoa, Chordata, Mammalia, Artiodactyla, Suidae. The transcript has 23 exons. The record is from RefSeq and is a predicted model, not a curated record. Bases 189 to 3044 code for a protein of 951 amino acids. Gene Ontology annotation, biological process: membrane protein ectodomain proteolysis.